AUGCCCAUAACCGUGGAAUCCCUCCCAAAGAUCCUAGAAAACGACACAUGCGUCAAGCUAGCCGGCCUUGACGUCGAUGGCAUCCUACGCGGCAAGAUCGUUUCUAAAGACAAGUUCCUCUCCAUCGCCCAGACCGGCUUUGGCUUCUGCUCCGUCAUAUUCGGCUGGGAUAUGCACGAUAUGACAUACCUGCGUGAGCUGAGCAUUUCGAAUAAGGAGAACGGCUACCGGGAUAUCAUUGCCAUCCCUGACCUCGACAGCUACAGAAGGAUUCCUUGGGAGGAUGGCGUCCCGUUCUUCUUGGUCAGUUUCCAUGACCCGGAGACGAUGAAGCCCAUAUGUGCCUGUCCGCGCGGGCUGCUCAAGACACAAUUAGAGAAGUGGGAAGCCAAGGGUAUUGGGGCAAAAGCUGGAGCCGAGUACGAGUUCUACCAGUUUAAGGCCCCCGAGGGUACGUCUGUCGCUGCCUUCCUGCGUGACAAUGCCCCGCACGCUCUCCCCUCCCUGACAGAGGGUAUGUUCGGUUACAGCUUGACGCGCCCUGUGCAUAAUAAGGAUUACUAUUACGAGGUAUUCAACGCAUGUCGCGAUUUCCAGUGCCCGUUAGAGGGCUGGCAUACCGAGAGCGGGCCCGGUGUUUAUGAAGCGGCGUUGCAGUUCACCGAUGCUGCGGAGAUGGCCGAUCGCGCGGCGCUGUUCAAGUUGACUGUGAAGGCCGUCGCUACAAAGUACGGGAUUACCCCAUGUUUCAUGGCCAAGCCGAGACACGGACUGCCCGGCAACAGCGGACACAUGCACCUCUCACUGGUAGACUCUCAGAGCGGCGAAAACCUCCUCUACCGCGGCAAGAAAGAUCCCUUCCCUCCCUACCCCGACGUAGCCUACCUCUCCGACCUAGGCCGGCACUUCCUCGCCGGCGUCCUGACUGGUCUACCCGACGUGAUGCCUCUCCUAGCUCCCACAAUUAACUCCUACAAACGUCUAGUCGAGAACUUCUGGGCUCCUGUCACCGUCUCCUGGGGCCUGGAGCACCGCGACGCUUCCGUCAGGCUAAUUGCCCCGCCAACAUGCAAACCCUCCGCCACGCGGUUCGAGAUCCGCGUUCCCGGGGCAGACGCAAACGCUCAUUAUGUGCUUGCGGCGAUUUUGGCGCUUGGGUACAGGGGUGUGGAGAAGAGAUUGGAGAUUCCUUGCCCGCCUUCGGGAAAGGGACAGGAUGUGGACAACAAGGGGACGAGGUUGGCUAGAAGUUUGAGGGAGGCGACGGAGAGGUUUGUGAGGGAGGGCAGUGUAGCGAGGGAGGUGUUUGGGGAGGAGUUUGUGGAGCAUUUUGGGGGGACGAGGGAGCAUGAGGUUAGGGUUUGGGAGGAAGCUGUUACGGAUUGGUAA
This is a messenger RNA of Thermochaetoides thermophila DSM 1495, 1389 nucleotides long. RefSeq names its product glutamine synthetase-like protein. Bases 1 to 1389 code for a protein of 462 amino acids. NCBI's taxonomy places the organism in Eukaryota, Fungi, Ascomycota, Sordariomycetes, Sordariales, Chaetomiaceae. The transcript is spliced from 2 exons. The record is from RefSeq and is a predicted model, not a curated record. Gene Ontology annotation, molecular function: glutamine synthetase activity.